This is a messenger RNA of Trichoderma virens Gv29-8, 1191 nucleotides long. RefSeq lists its product as uncharacterized. The record is from RefSeq and is a predicted model, not a curated record. Bases 1 to 1191 code for a protein of 396 amino acids. Lineage: Eukaryota; Fungi; Ascomycota; Sordariomycetes; Hypocreales; Hypocreaceae. The transcript has 4 exons.
AUGGCGGCCCAACAACCUGAGCUCGAUCACACGUUUGUGAACUUGACCGAUGACCCGGCGGAGGGCCGAGGCGCAAGGCGCACGUAUAUUCGACGCGCUGUAAUGAAAAACUUCCACAAGCGCCGAAACCAGAAGAAGAGGGCCUCAAGGAAUGAGGGCGAGGCGACCUCAUCAAGCAUUCCCGAAAAUGGACCCCUGGAACCGGUUACCUUGAUUGACUGGCAAUCAGGCCCACCAUCCCGUGCCCUGAUACCCAAUUUUCUACUGUUCGAACAGAGGAAAUUAUCCGGUCUACCAAUGAUGCAAAUCAGCAAUUUCAUACUACGGUUUCUAUGUGGACAAGCCUCAAAAGUUGCACACGACUCGUCCUUGGUGGGAUUCGUUCAUCCCUCGUCCGAGCAUGAGCUGGAAGUCAACUUGGAGGGCGCUGCUAUGAAGCCGAGUCCUCUAAAGACAUGUCAAAACUUACUGCGGGCGUACGGCUCGUAUAAAAGCGACACUCUCAGUUGGUCUGUGGAUAAAGAACCGUUGUGGGAAAUGAUUCACCAACAUCAGGAAUGGAUAUACUCAAAGGCAAGAGAACCAGCUUCAUGCUCCAUAGAGUUAUUAAUUCCCACAUUUAACCCAUGGGAGCUGUUGUCUGCUGCACAGUGUCUUGCAAUCUACGUCCUCUUGAGGGUUAAGCUUGGGAAGAACAACCGGUCAUUCCCAAACGGAGAUAUUGCGCUUCUUUACACCCUUGGGGCUCUUUUCAGACGCCUCCAGUUUGAACGCUUACUUGACAUUACGCAUCAUCCCAGUGACGACUGGAGACAGUGGGUGUUUUGCGAAUCCUUCAUCCGCAUCGCCACGAUUUACUUUACCCUGAACGUGAUUGUAUCAAUGGAAUUCGGAUUGCCUUGCAACAGUCCACAAGACUGGAAUAUUGAUGACAUGCCGCUGCCAGCUUCAAAGGCCUCGUGGGGCGCCCAGAACACUACAGAUUGGACAAAAUUUACAAAAGUUUUGCCUCCAUACAAACAGCUAAAAUGGAGAGACUUGUUAAGUCCGGCAGCUUCAAAUGACUGUCCGGUUGAAGAGUGGAAAGAAAGUUCAGAUGAACUGGGCAUGGUUGUCACAAUGGCAAUGACUGUAAGAGCCCAGCAGCUACGCGAUCGAAGUCAAUCCUCCUCGUCGAGCAGAAUGCUAUAA